Messenger RNA from Nicotiana attenuata, 696 nucleotides. RefSeq names its product copper transport protein ATX1-like. NCBI's taxonomy places the organism in Eukaryota, Viridiplantae, Streptophyta, Magnoliopsida, Solanales, Solanaceae. Gene Ontology annotation, molecular function: metal ion binding. Bases 99 to 452 code for a protein of 117 amino acids. The record is from RefSeq and is a predicted model, not a curated record. The transcript is spliced from 3 exons.
ACGCGAACUCUCCCAUAACCUCAAAGGCCAAAGAGAGUGUUUCUUCCCACGAAAGCAAGACCUCCCUCAGUUUUUUCUCCCUCCUACAUUUAAUCAUCAUGUCUCAGCAGACCGUUGUUCUCAAGGUUGGCAUGUCAUGCCAAGGUUGUGUAGGAGCUGUAAACAGAGUUUUGGGGAAAAUGGAAGGUGUUGAAUCUUAUGACAUCGAUAUUAAGGAGCAAAAGGUGACAGUAAAGGGAAAUGUGGAGCCAGAAGCUGUUUUCCAAACUGUUUCUAAGACUGGAAAGAAGACUUCUUUUUGGGAAGCAGAAACACCAGCACCAGCACCAACUGAACCCGAAACUAAGCUCGUUGAAGUAAAGCCCACAGAAGAAAAGCCUGCAGAUACACCAGCUGAACCCGAAGCUAAGCCCGUAGACGAAAAGCCCGCAGAAGCUGUUGCUGCUGCUUGAUGAUACUGAAAUAUAAAUCAAGCUUAAAGCAGAAUGUAAUAUGUAACAGUUAAUCAGCUCUUAAAUAACGUGUUGCUGAUUUUUGCGUUUGGUUUUUCUUGUAAUAAUAUAGAUAAGAAGUCCUGUUAUCUACUGGAGUGUAUUGUUUAACUAGUCUAUUGGAUUUGCAGACUCUUGAUUGUUUCUACGGAGUGAUUUCACUAAUCAAAUGGAGAUUACGGACCCUAUUAUAUGGUUCAGGUCC